Molecule: messenger RNA, 2275 nt
Organism: Pistacia vera
Lineage: Eukaryota; Viridiplantae; Streptophyta; Magnoliopsida; Sapindales; Anacardiaceae
Product: protein NRT1/ PTR FAMILY 2.11-like
Exons: 4
Coding region: 175-2067 (630 amino acids)
Biological process (GO): transmembrane transport
Cellular component (GO): plasma membrane
Molecular function (GO): transmembrane transporter activity
Source: RefSeq, a predicted model, not a curated record
CGUUUCAUAGGUGGAGGAAAGCAACAUGAAUGUGAACAUGUGUAGUUAGGCAUGACCUGAAAUUCUUCUGCUAAUUCUAAACCGUGUUGAUUUUUUUUUGGUCCAAAUGUACUGUUAUAGGGGCCAGUGGUUAUAUUAACGUGCGUAUGAGGGAGAAGAAGUGAGAGAGAAAACAUGGAGAAGAGUGAGGGAGAUAUGGCGAGUAAGAAUUAUGAGAAUGGAACGUCUGAGAAGAAUGAGAGAGAAGUAGUUAUGGAUAAAACUGAGAAUGGAGGGUUAGCUAUAGAAAAGACUGAGAUCAAUGGAACCCUGGAGCUGGAUAUGAAAGCAGUUAGUAAAAAAGAACCUGAGAUUAACUACAGAGGAUGGAAAGCCAUGCCUUUCAUCAUAGGUAAUGAAACUUUUGAGAAGCUGGGAGCUAUUGGCACACUGGCCAAUCUGUUGAUCUAUCUAACUUCUGUCUUCAACAUGAAGAGCAUAACUGCUGCAACAAUUAUCAAUAUCUUCAAUGGCACCACAAACUUUGGCACUAUGCUUGGAGCUUAUCUUUGUGAUACUUACUUCGGUCGCUAUAAGACGUUGGGAUUCGCUACAAUCACUUCUUUCUUGGGGCUGCAAACAAUUCAAUUAACCGCGGCAAUCCACAAAUUGCAUCCUCAUCACUGUGCAGCAGAGAGUGCGACAUGCGAAGGGCCAACAGUAGGGCAAAUGGCAUUUCUGUUGUGCGGGUUUGGACUAAUGAUAAUAGGGGCCGGUGGUGUCCGGCCAUGUAACUUGGCAUUUGGCGCGGAUCAAUUCAAUCCUGAAACAGAAUCAGGAAAGAAAGGUAUCAAUAGCUUCUUCAAUUGGUACUUCUUCACCUACACUUUUGCCCAGAUGGUAUCCUUGACCUUAAUUGUGUAUGUGCAAUCCAAUGUGAGUUGGGCUAUCGGUUUAGCAAUUCCAGCACUUCUAAUGUUUAUAGCAUGCGUUCUCUUCUUCAUGGGUUCAAAAAUAUAUGUCAAAGUGAAAGCCACCGGUAGUCCAAUGACUAGUGUAGCCCAGGUUAUAGCGGUUGCAAUCAAGAAAAGGCGACUAAAACAACCAGACCAUCCUUGGCUCUCUCUUUUUAAUUAUAUUCCUCCUACUUCUAUCAACUCCAAGCUCCCUUAUUCACAUCAAUUCAGAUUUCUAGACAAAGCAGCAAUAGUAACCCCUGAAGACAAAAUAAACCCCGACGGUUCGCCGGCGAAUCCUUGGAAACUGUGCUGUAUGCAGCAAGUGGAAGAAGUGAAAUGCAUUUUCAGAGUGCUUCCAAUAUGGGCUGCAGCUCUUGUGUACCAUGUUGCCAUUGUUCAACAACAAACUUAUGUAGUUUUCCAAGCCCAGCAAAGUGAUAGACGUCUUGGAAACACCAACUUUAAGAUUCCAGCAGCAACUUACGUCGUCUUCUUCAUGCUGUCCCUGACUCUUUGGCUACCUAUUUAUGACAGAAUUGUAGUCCCAUGUCUCCGGAGACUCACCGGAAAAGAAGAAGGCAUCACACUGCUUCAAAGAAUGGGCAUUGGCAUAGCUCUAUCUGUGAUAACCAUGAUAAUAUCAGCCAUUGUUGAAGAGCACCGGAGGACUGUAGCUCUGACCAAGCCAACUCUCGGGAUUCAACCGAGAAGAGGUGCCAUUUCAUCGAUGUCAGCUAUGUUUCUGGUUCCUCAGCUUGCACUAGCUGGACUUGCAGAAGCGUUCGCGGCCGUUGGACAGGUGGAAUUCUAUUACAAGCAAUUCCCAGAGAACAUGAGAAGCAUUGCGGGGUCUCUCUUCUACUGUGGUAUCGCAGGUUCAAGUUAUUUGAGUAGUCUAUUAAUUGGUGUAGUUCACAAAACAACAGAAAAAGCUGCAACUGGAGAUUGGUUAGCUGAAGAUCUUAACAAGGGAAGAUUAGAUUAUUACUAUUACGUGAUUGCUGCUUUCGGGAUUUUGAAUUUUGGCUAUUUUUUAGUAUGCUCCAGUUGGUACAAGUACAAAGAGACUGGCUCCGACACCAUUAAAGCCAAUGGAGAGAAAAAGCAAUCAGAUAAAACUUUAGUUUGAUGUUUAUGUUCAUAGGAGAUAGCAUUCAUGGAGAUGUCAGAUGAUAGUGGCAGGAGUUCACACAGCCUUAGCCUAUGGAGGUUUCUUAGCAACUUAUGUAUGAUACAUUUACAUUUUCAGUUUUUAGGAAACAUAAGAAGCUGAUUAGUGACUCCUGGUUCCACUUAAUAAUCAUUUCCUCGAAUAAAAAGACGAAUAUUUUUUUCAA